AUGAGAAAGGUCACGCGGCACAAGAUAACCAAAAAUAUCGACUGUGAUGGGCUUAUCCAUGAUUUUCUGACCUAUUAUUGCUACUUUAAUCUUUUCCUGCUUGUGUGUGAUAUGCUUAAUUGCUUUUUUUUCGCGCAGAUACUCGUGGAUCUGUCAACGCCUGAAGAGGAGGAUUCCCCGGAAUGUGUGAAGAAAGUUCGAGCCGCUUUACGGUCCAGUUUUGGUAUAGAUGGUUUUGAAGUUAAGCUGUUGGAACUGAUAAAUUCGGGCGAUGAAAAUAUAAGUAAACUUUUCGUGCCACAAACACUCGAAUAUACCAUCUUCUCGAUGGACUUAGACGGCGACCAGCAGUGUAUUCUGACGUUACGUGGUCCGAAUGAAAUCAAAAAUUCCUUCUGUGGAUUUGGUCGCACCGAAAAAGACGCCAAAAAUUGGGCAGCACGAAAUGCGCUGACACAUUUGGAACUUUUUCUUCGAAACAUUGCAUUGUUCCCAGCCAAAGAUGCGCAAAAAGAGAAACCACCUGCAAGUGGAAGCCAGCAAAAACCACCAACAACAAACAAACCAACUCCAGGGCGAUGUCUUCUAACAGAUCUAUAA
This is a messenger RNA of Gongylonema pulchrum, 600 nucleotides long. The record is from the annotation of a GenBank genome assembly. NCBI's taxonomy places the organism in Eukaryota, Metazoa, Nematoda, Chromadorea, Rhabditida, Gongylonematidae.